AUGAUUUAUCUGGCUAAGGGUGUAACACCCAUUGGGCCUUCUGACUAUGUACCAGUUACAAGUACAGUUACAUAUAUUGUACUAGUGGUACUGGUGAACAGUGAUGACGAAGUGCUCAUGAUGCAAGAAGCAAAAAGUACUUGUGCUGGUCAAUGGUACCUACCUGCUGGUCGUGAACCUGGGGAAAAUUUACAAGAUGCCGUUAAAAGAGAAUGCUUAGAAGAAACAGGAUUAGAAAUGGAACUUGUUACUUUAUUGUCCGUGGAAGCUGCAUCUAAAGCAUGGUUUCGAUUUAUUUUCACUGGAAAUGUUACUGGCGGUUGUUUGAAAACACCAGCUCAAGCUGAUAGUGAAUCUCUACAAGCUAAAUGGAUUAAAAAUAUUUCUGAAGUUACUCUUCGUUCCAAUGAUAUUAUACCAUUGAUUGAAUGUGGUCGAGCUUUUCAUAAUGUAACUAAAAAAAACAAGAUUCGGAACGAUUGGCACCAUAAUCUUUUGCCUGUUAUUAAACCUCAUAAAAAACUUUUAUUACGUCUUCUUAUCUGUGCUAGACAAAAAACCAGUGCUAAAUUAUAUGUGCUUAUGUCAGAAAAAACCCAAGCCCAUUUUCCAAUGUGUGAAAUAAACCACAAUCGGAAUUUGCAUUCAACAUUACGCAAGUUUAUGACUGAAAUAUUUGGUGCUGAUGUAGCUCUGCAUAAACCUCGAGUAUUAAGCAUUGAACAUUGCGGCCAACCAGAAGGCUCUAAUGAUGGUUUAUGUUUAUCGUUAUUGGUUACUUUCCAAAAGACAUUGGAAGAUGUAUUCCCUAUUGGCAAAUAUAGUUGGACGGCUGUAUCCACAGAAUGUGCAAAAUUAAUUGCGUUGAGAACUAUACGUAACAUGACUGUUCCUCUUAAAGUUAUAUGUUAAACAGUUAAUUAAGCCAUACAUAUUAUUUUUAUGCUUAUCAAACUACAAAUGUGCUAUAUUAUAUUAAUGUUAAUAUGCACAGAAAAGUAGUGAUAUAAUAUAUAUAUUAUUUUUUUUAAA
Rhopalosiphum maidis (corn leaf aphid) is the source of this 1032-nucleotide messenger RNA. Its product is annotated as 8-oxo-dGDP phosphatase NUDT18-like. NCBI's taxonomy places the organism in Eukaryota, Metazoa, Arthropoda, Insecta, Hemiptera, Aphididae. Gene Ontology annotation, molecular function: 8-oxo-GDP phosphatase activity; 8-oxo-dGDP phosphatase activity; magnesium ion binding. The record is from RefSeq and is a predicted model, not a curated record.